Messenger RNA from Plenodomus lingam JN3, 2523 nucleotides. The record is from RefSeq and is a predicted model, not a curated record. NCBI's taxonomy places the organism in Eukaryota, Fungi, Ascomycota, Dothideomycetes, Pleosporales, Leptosphaeriaceae.
AUGGCGAUUCAAAAAAAAGUGCGCCGCAUUCCCAUAGCUCUAUUCCCCUUGACGCGACUAACUUGCCAAAUCAGCAUGGAAAAGUUGAUCCAGCUGAACAAAAAAUACAACUUCCUCGAGAAGAGCAAAGUGUUGAUUGAUCUUUGCGCCGCGCCAGGGUCAUGGUGUCAGGUCGCAUCCGAGGUUAUGCCUGCGGGCUCCCUCAUCGUCGGUGUCGAUCUCGCCCCGAUCAAGGCCAUUCCCCGCUGCAUUACCUUCCAGAGCGACAUUACCACGGACAAGUGCAGGGCGACGCUGCGACAACACCUCAAGCAUCUCAAGGCCGACGCCGUUCUCCACGAUGGUGCGCCCAACGUCGGUACUGCCUGGGUGCAGGACGCCUUCUCACAGGCUGAGCUGGUGCUGCAGUCCAUGAAGCUGGCUACCGAGUUCUUGGCCGAGGGCGGAACUUUUGUCACCAAGAUUUUCCGCUCCAAGGACUACAACUCGCUGCUCUGGGUCUUCAAUCAGCUAUUCACAAAGGUGGAAGCCACCAAGCCACCUUCGAGUCGAAAUGUCUCCGCCGAAAUCUUCGUCGUCUGUCGCGGUUACAAGGCCCCGAAAAACCUGGAUCCCAAGUUCUUGGACGCUCGCAGCGUCUUCGCCGAACUUGCAGAUCCCACACCAAACAACGAGGCAAAGGUCUUCAACCCCGAGAAGAAGAAGCGCAAGCGUGACGGUUACGAGGAGGGCGACUGGACGCAGUUCAAAGAAGUCCCCGUGUCAGAGUUCAUCCAGACCACCGAUCCGAUUGCCAUGCUUGGUAGCUUGAACAAGCUCAGCUUUGAGCAGAAGCCGAAUGGUGACAUCGCUGUCGCGACCAUUGACAAGCUACCAGAAACAACAAAGGAGAUCAGAGACUGCUGUGCGGAUCUCAAGGUCUUGGGUCGUGCCGACUUUAAGCGUCUUCUUCGCUGGCGAUUAAAAGUGCGCGACAUUUUUGGAUUCUCAGCCAAGAAGAAGGAAGAGGAGGAGAAGGAGAAGGUUAAAGAUGGCGAAGCCAAAGAAGGUGAUGAGGUUGCGGAGAUUGAGGACAUGGAUGAAGAGAUGAAAAUCCAGGAAGAGCUAGAACGGCUGAAGGAGAAGGACUCAAAGGCCAGAAAGAAGCAGCGACGAAUCGAAAACGAACGAAAACAAAAGGAAAUUAUCCGCAUGCAGAUGAACAUGGCGACACCCUUCGAAAUUGGCCUAGAACAAUCUGGUCCGGCUGGCGACGAUGGCAUGUUUGCUCUGAAGGCUGUCGACAAGGCUGGGGCACUGUCAAAAAUCGCCAAGGGCAAGAUGGGCCAAAUCAUCGAGCGCGAGAAGCCUGAGGAGUCCGGCGAAGAAGAAGAAUUCACAGACGACGAGGAAGACGCGCUGGAACGAGACCUGGAUGCCAUGUACGGUGACUACGUUGAACAGCGAUCGGCCCGUGACGCGAAAUACCGUGCAAAGCGAGCAAGAGGAGAAGAUGAAGACGGCGAGUGGAACGGCUUCUCAGAUAACGACAAGGACAUGAGUGAUGAUGAGGAGCUCGUUCAAGAUGCAGACAGUGACUGGAGUAGUGAGGAUGAGGAAGGACCAAAAACCUUGAUCACCAGCCUCGACAACGAGGACCAGACGAAGAGAGGUCUGACAAAGCGUGCAGCCCGAUUCUUCGAUCAGGACAUCUUCAAGGGAAUCGAUGGCUUGGAAGGGCUGGACGACAUGGAGGAGGACGAUGACAGCGGUAUCGAUGUCGAAGAUGAUACCGAGAUGAAGGACGAAGCUACCCCUGCCCCAGGGAAAGAUCUACCUGUUCGAAUAACGAAAAAGACAGUCACCAUUCAAGCUCCGCAAGAUGACGAAGACUCCUCAGACGACGAAGACAAAAUCGAAGAGGUCAAACGCGACGAAUCCCAAUGGGAGCAAGACUCUAUGCCCAUGAAGAACGGCAAACCCGACAUCGACAUCAUCACUGCCGAAGCCAUGACUCUGGCGCACCAAAUGGCCACGGGCCAAAAAACCAAACACGACCUUCUCGACGACUCCUUUAACCGCUACUCCCUCCGCGACGUCGAUGGUCUCCCAGACUGGUUCCUCGACGACGAAAAUCGGCAUUCCAAAAUGCAGCGCCCCACCACCGCGGCGGCCGCGGCCGCCAUCAAAGAAAAGCUCCGCGCCCUCAACGCACGACCCAUCAAGAAGGUGCGGGAAGCACAAGCACGCAAGAAGUUCAAGGCUGCCCAGCGCAUGGAGAAGCUCAAGAAGAAGUCUGCGUUGCUGGCGGACGAGGAGGGUAUGACGGAGAAGGAGAAGGCGCAGAGCAUUGCGAGACUGAUGAGUCGGGCAGCCAAGAAGAAGCCGAAGCAGAAGGUUAGUGUCAUUGUGGCGAGGGGUGGUAACAAGGGAAUCAAGAAUAGGCCAAAGGGUACCAAGGGUAAAUAUAAGAUGGUAGAUGCGAGAUUGAAGAAGGAUGUUAGGGGCGAGAAGAGGGCGGCGAAGAGGAAUAAGAAGAGGUAG